Molecule: messenger RNA, 3615 nt
Organism: Macaca mulatta (Rhesus monkey)
Lineage: Eukaryota; Metazoa; Chordata; Mammalia; Primates; Cercopithecidae
Source: RefSeq, a predicted model, not a curated record
CCCCUCUAUCCUCUGCACAGGAAGUGGGCUGGCUCUGGGCUUUUAGUUUUUGUGGCCCCAGCAGCCGCAGCCGUCUCCUGGGCCAGAGCUGAGCAGGGCCCUGGAGAGAUGGCCACGGUCCCAGCAGCGGGGAGGACUAGAGAGCGCGCGCUGCCACCGCCCCAUGCCUCAGCCAGGGCUUCCUUCCUCGGCUCCACCCUGUGGAUGUAAUGGCGACCCUUGCUCUGUCCUGGUGUCUGCCCCUCCUCAUCCUCCUCCUGCCCCUGGCUACCUCUUCGGCAUCUGCAGCGGUGAACGCAGGCACUUCCCGGUUCACAUGCUUCUACAACUCGAGAGCCAACAUCUCCUGUGUCUGGAGCCAAGAUGGGGCUCUGCAGGACACUUCCUGCCAAGUCCACGCCUGGCCGGACAGACGGCGGUGGAACCAAACCUGUGAGCUGCUCCCUGUGAGUCAAGCAUCCUGGGCCUGCAACCUGAUCCUCGGAACCCCAGAUUCUCAGAAACUGACCGCAGUGGACAUCGUCACCCUGAGGGUGAUGUGCCGUGAAGGGGUGCGAUGGAGGAUGAUGGCCAUCCAGGACUUCAAACCCUUUGAGAACCUUCGCCUGAUGGCCCCCAUCUCCCUCCAAGUCGUCCACGUGGAGACCCACAGAUGCAACAUAAGCUGGAAAAUCUCCCAAGCCUCCCACUACUUUGAAAGACACCUGGAGUUUGAGGCCCGGACGCUGUCCCCAGGCCACACCUGGGAGGAGGCCCCCCUGAUGACCCUCAAGCAGAAGCAGGAAUGGAUCUGCCUGGAGACGCUCACCCCAGACACCCAGUAUGAGUUUCAGGUGCGGGUCAAGCCUCUGCAAGGCGAGUUCACGACCUGGAGCCCCUGGAGCCAGCCCCUGGCCUUCAGGACAAAGCCUGCAGCCCUUGGGAAGGACACCAUUCCGUGGCUCGGCCACCUCCUCGUGGGCCUCAGCGGGGCCUUUGGCUUCAUCAUCUUAGUGUACUUGCUGAUCAACUGCAGGAACACCGGGCCAUGGCUGAAGAAGGUCCUGAAGUGUCACACCCCAGACCCUUCGAAGUUCUUUUCCCAGCUGACCUCAGAGCAUGGAGGAGAUGUCCAGAAGUGGCUCUCCUCGCCCUUCCCCUCAUCGUCCUUCAGCCCUGGCGGCCUGGCGCCUGAGAUCUCACCACUGGAAGUGCUGGAGAGGGACAAGGUGACACAGCUGCUCCUGCAGCAGGACAAGGUGCCUGAGCCCUCAUCCUUAAGCAGCAACCGCUCACUGACCAGCUGCUUCACCAACCAGGGUUACUUCUUCUUCCACCUCCCGGAUGCCUUGGAGAUAGAGGCCUGCCAGGUGUGCUUUACUUAUGAUCCCUGCGCAGAGGAAGAGCCUGAUGAGGGUGGGGCCGACGCGCCCACAGGGUCUUCCCCCCAACCCCUGCGGCCUCUGUCAGCGGAGGACGAUGCCUACUGCACCUUCCCCUCCGGGGAUGACCUGCUGCUCUUCUCCCCAAGUCUCCUUGGUGGCCCCAGCCCCCCAAGCACUGCCCCUGGGGGCAGCGGGGCUGGUGAAGAGAGGCUACCCCCUUCCCUGCAGGAGAGAGUCCCCAGAGACUGGGACCCCCAGCCCCUGGGGCCUCCCACCCCAGGAGUCCCAGACCUGGUGGAUUUUCAGCCACGCCCUGAGCUGGUGCUGCGAGAGGCUGGAGAGCAGGUCCCUGAUCCUGGCCCCAGGGAGCCGUUCAGUUUCCCCUGGGCGAGGCCUCCUGGGCAGGGGGAGGUCAGGGCCCUUAAUGCUCGCCUGCCCCUGAACACUGAUGCUUACUUGUCCCUCCAAGAACUCCAGGAUCAGGACCCAACUCACUUGGUGUAGACAGAUGGCCGGGGAGGCAGGCAGCUGCCUGCUCUGUGCCCAGCCUGAGGAGGACCCUGUCGAGGGUACUUAGUGCACUGAUGAGGACACUCAGUGUCCAGUUGCCGCUGGAUGUCUCCACCCAGAUGGCCCCCACCCAGUCCUGCACACUUGGCCCAUCCAUUUCCAAACCUCCAUUGCUGCUCCCUGGUCCUGCUGCCCGAGCCAGGAACUGUGUGUGUUGCAGGGGGGCGGUCACUCCCCAACUCCCUCUUUAAUCACAGAGUCCCACGAGUUUAGGCUCUGAAGCAUCACUCCUCUCCAGCCCUGCAGCUGUUCACCAGUAUCAGUCCUCGAGGCUCUCCAGGGCUCCUUGCCCUGACCUCCUCCCUGGGUUUUCGGCCCCAGCCUCCUCCCCUCCCCUCCACCUCCACAGGGCAGCCUGAAUGUGCUUUCCAAAACCCAAAUAUGGCCAUGCUCCUCCUCGGUUCAAAACCUUGCACGGGCCGCACUGCCCUCAGCCCCAUUUCUCAGCCCCAUUUCUCAGGCUAUUCCCUGGGCCUGCUGUGCUCUCCCCCUUAUCUGGGUGACAAACUUCCCUGACCCCUCAAAUGCCGGUUUUGCUUCCCCUGGAGGGAAGCACUGCCUCCCUUAAUCUGCCAGAAACUUCUAGCAUCAGUGCUGGAGGGAGAAGCUGUCAGCGACCCAGGGCGCCUGGAGAAAGAGGCCCUGUUACUCUUCCCUUAGGAUCUCUGAGACCUCAGAGUGCUUGGCUGCUGCAUCCUUAAUGCUGGGGCCCAAGUAUGGGCACAGAUGCCCCCACAAAGUGGACGCCUGCUGUAUCUUCCCACAGUGGCUUCACAGACCCACAAGAGAAGCUGCUGGAGAGUAAACCCUGGAGUCUGAGGCCCGGGCAGCAGUCCCCUCCUAGUAGUGGGCCCUGAUGCUGCCAGGCCUGGGACCUCCCACUCCCCCUCCACCGGAGAGUCUCCUCUGCAGCUCAGGGACUGGCACACUGGCCUUCAGAAGGACAGCUUCACAGGGCAGGGCCUCAUCAUCUUUUCACUGCCCCAGACACAGUGCCCAGUGCCCCAUGGUAUACCCUGGGUGAAUGAAUUAAUUACCUGGCACCACCUCGUCUGGGCUCCCUGCACAUGACAUUCACACAGAGAGGCAGAGUCCCGUGCCCGUUAGGUCUGGCAUGCCCCCUACUGCAAGGGGCUCACCCUCCACCUUGCAGUCCUCCCCCUCUCACACAACUGGCCCCUUCCUUCUCGUGCCCCCCACCACGACCCCUCCACUUAUCUUUCCUCUGCCUCAGGCAGAUAACAUUGCAAUGGCUCAGACAACCUUCUAUCCCAGCAGGACAGUGACCCACUCCCAGCUAACUCUGACCUGGCAGCCCUCAAGCACCUGCACUUAUAGGCCCUGCUCACAACUGAUUGGGCACCUGACUACACGCCCCUACAGGCUGACCAGCAGCCUAUAAGGGGGCUUGGCACCAAGCUCUGUCCAAUCAGGUAGCCCCGGCCUGAACUAGCCAAUCAGAUCAUCUCUGUCUCGGGCGUUUGAACUCAGGGAGGGAGGCCUGUGGGUGCAGGUGCUUGUGAACGAGGAUCCCUGGAAAAGGUAGACAAGCGUUGAGCCACUAAGCAGAGGACCUUGGGCUCCCAAUACAAAAAUACUUACUGCCGAGAGGGCUGCCGACCAUUUGGUCAGGAUUCCUGUUGCCUUUAUAUCCAAAAUAAACUCCCUUUUCUUGGGGUUG